Xylona heveae TC161 is the source of this 1930-nucleotide messenger RNA. RefSeq lists its product as hypothetical. The coding region runs from base 107 to 1690 and encodes 527 amino acids. Lineage: Eukaryota; Fungi; Ascomycota; Xylonomycetes; Xylonales; Xylonaceae. The record is from RefSeq and is a predicted model, not a curated record. The transcript has a single exon.
GGCCAAAAUCUACUUUGACGGCUAUCUUCCACCAGCCAAACAACCUACCCGAACGCAACGCCUGCAGUCGCAUCUCAACCAGCUUAAUAGGCACCGGACAUUGACCAUGAACGGCUUCGGAAUGGCUGCUCUUAAGUCUCAAAAGGAAGUUAUCCCUCCUGCAAAUGCAGUAUCCUCAGUAAAGGACCACGGACUGUUCGAUUUCCAUGCAGCACCAUCACGCCUCACCUCCCUCCCAGCAUCGACCUUCCUUGUGCCCGGAAUAAUUGAAGCACUUUCCAAUAGCUCUUAUGCCCCUAUUACGGAAGUAGUUCCAGGUGAAGCCGACAUAUUCUGUGCACAAUAUGCAAAGGACCACGGGGGUGUGAUUUUGACUGGCGACUCUGAUCUCCUAGUGCAUGAUCUCGGUCCGAAUGGAUCUGUGGUUCUUUUCAGAGACAUUGGCUUCUCGGAUUUAGAUGGCAGCAGCUUGGGCGAAGAUGAGCACGCUCUAGUUGGGUUUGAGUAUAAGCCCAUGGAGAUUGCAACGGGGCUCGGACUUGAAAGCCUUCUGGGAUUGGCAUACUGCAUGACUCAAGACGGCAGUGAAGGAUUUACGCGCUGUCUACAAAAGGUCAGGUCGGGCAGUGUUGGAACAGAUGCUGACCCAGCAUACCGUGAGUUCUGUCAACAAUACCUCUUCUCACCACGUUCGCUUGCUUUGCUUCGCAGUGAGAAGGAGAUGCUUUCAAGAGAGGCCCUUGAGACGAUCUUGAGACGAAGUGAUCCGCGAAUAUCGGAGUUCAUUCACUUGUUUGCUUUUCCUGAAGAUGCUCGUGGUACAGAUGAGGUUGAAGUGUUCCUGCCAUUUCUCAUAGAUGAUCCCUCCAGAGCAUCCGCUUGGAAGGUUGGCCUGUUUGUACGCCAAAUGGCCUACUCGAUUGCAAAUAUCUUUGUGCCAGAUGAUGUGCACGCACAUACUUCGGUUAAGGAAUGGUCAAGGAGAGGAGUUGAAGUAUGUCCACUUCAGACUGCUUUACUGUCGCUGGAAGAACUCUCGCAGGCGUGCGAAUCGUUUCUGUUCUUGAUGAAUAGAAUUUCCUCAGAACAGCCCCAGUUGUCAACGGCAGAUACUUGGAAGCUGUACGGGGCCUAUGAAGUUUGUCGAUGGCAUGCACAAGAAGGGAAGGCAGUUCCGUCAUCAUUCGACCUCGAGCAAGUUGUGACAGGACGCCUAAGGUCUACCACUUUAAGCUGGUCUGUGGUUCAUCUCUUCGCACAACUUCAUGCUGCAUUGUAUUCUGUCAGGAUGCUCCAGCAGGUUCUGGAGGUGUCCACAAAGCUUAUCAUAGCGAGGGAAUACCCAAGUUCCAGUACACUGGAUAUGCUCUCCGCUCUCAACUCGUUACUUGCUGGGCUGCCUGGUAUACAUGAACUUUUUUCAUAUCAAUUGCGUCUAGCGAAUGAAGCGCAAGAGGAGCAGAGUAGCGAUUCCUGGAGCAAAGCCCUUACUUUUAUUUUUGAACUCUCGGAGGGCGAAGAGUUAGAUAUGGAGAUGACUGGCGAAGUAGCACCGACCGAGGUAGAUACAUCGGCCAAAAAGGGAAAGAGGUCGAAGAAGAGGCAAAAGGGAAGAAGAAAAUCCAACAGGAAAAUCAGUCGGCCUGGUACAUCAUCGAAAAACCCAUACGCGAAUCUUGGAGAAGGAUAAAUCUUAUAAUUCUGGUAUAAAGGCUGGCCUUUUGAAGACGUAAAUCGUAUUCCCAUUUCGCGUUUAGGUGUCCAGCAUUUGGUGCAGGCCACACAAAACUGUUUAAUACACAACGCAAACUCCAGUAAAAUGAAAAUGACAAAAAAGGAAAAUCAUAGAAGUGGCAUCGAUAUCAAUACACGUGUCGAAGAGAAAAACGAAAAGAAAGUUGGAUAAAAGGUGACUCCCGAAUCUUUGUGC